Staurois parvus is the source of this 981-nucleotide messenger RNA. The record is from the annotation of a GenBank genome assembly. Lineage: Eukaryota; Metazoa; Chordata; Amphibia; Anura; Ranidae.
AUGUGGUUUUGGACUAAAAUUGUCAUUCAUUCCAGGAAUAGACCAGAGGGUAAAGUUUUGGAAACAGUAGGAGUUUUUGAAGUGCCAAAACAGCAGGGAAAAUAUGAAACAGGCCAGCUUUUCCUUCACAGUGUCUUUGGAUACAGAGGCAUCGUUCUGUUUCCAUGGCAAGCAAGACUUUACGAUCGAGAUGUUGCUUCUCCUGUUUCAGAAAAGGCAGAGUCUUCAGCAGCUCAUGGAUCUAAAGAGGUUAAGGGCAAAACUCAUACCUACUAUCAAGUACUAAUAGAUGCCAGAGACUGCCCCCAUAUAUCACAGAGGUCACAGACAGAAGCAGUGACGUUUCUUGCAAAUCAUGACGAUAGCAGAGCUUUGUAUGCAAUUCCUGGAUUAGAUUAUGUAAGUCAUGAAGACAUACUUCCAUACAACUCUACUGAUCAAGUACCCAUACAGCACGAACUGUUUGAGAGAUUCCUGAGUUAUGAUCAAACCAAAGUGCCACCAUUUGUAGCGCGGGAAACGUUGCGUGCUUGGCAGGAAAAGAAUCAUCCUUGGCUGGAGCUCUCAGAUGUACACAGGGAGACAACUGAGCAUAUUCGGGUCACUGUGAUCCCCUUCUACAUGGGGAUGAGGGAAGCCCAAAACUCACAUGUUUAUUGGUGGCGUUACUGCAUCCGCCUUGAGAAUCUUGGAGUAGAAGUUGUUCAGCUAAGAGAACGUCAUUGGCGGAUUUUCAGUCUCUCUGGAACUCUAGAAACUGUGAGAGGUCGAGGCGUUGUUGGCAGGGAGCCUGUUCUGUCUAAGGAGCAGCCAGCUUUUCAGUACAGUAGUCAUGUGUCUCUACAGGCCUCCAGCGGCCAUAUGUGGGGAACCUUCCGCUUUGAGCGACCUGAUGGAUCACACUUUGAUGUCAGGAUUCCUCCUUUCUCUCUGGAGAGUAACAAGGAUGAAAAGACGCCCCCAUCUGGUCUUCAUUGGUAG